AUGGAGGCUCCAGACCUUGCCAGACCCGUGAGCGCGAAGCAAGUCGCGGCCGCAGAGGGCCUAGUUGUCACAGGCCCGCAGACCGUGGAAGUGACGACCCAUAUUUUGAAUUUUGAGUUGUUCUCGAAGCCAUAUUUAUUGGAAUUCGUGUCUCUUGAUUUUUAUCUUAGAGGGUGCCACUCCAAGAAUCAACCUCAUCAUCUUGUGGCAACGCAAAAACGACCCCAUGUCCUCAACCUUCACCUUGACCUUAUCAGGCCUCACCCCCAACAAUUCAAGCAGGACAUAAUCACUCCACUCCCGUCUUUUCUAAAACCACAGUCAGGGAUGCCUAAACAGGCUGCUGCUCGGGAACGUGGGAUCGAGCUUGAGAAACUUGAGUUGGAGCCAUUGGAAAAGCUUGACGAGCUGGAGCCAUUGUAA
Molecule: messenger RNA, 423 nt
Organism: Striga asiatica
Lineage: Eukaryota; Viridiplantae; Streptophyta; Magnoliopsida; Lamiales; Orobanchaceae
Source: the annotation of a GenBank genome assembly